AAUGGGUCCCAUAAGAACUGCGCUCCCACUUCUGGUGAUCCAACUGUUCUCGUUAGAAGUGUGGGGUACAUCCCCAUGGUUUGUUCCAGGACCUAAAGAGGCCACAUGUGGCUAUGACGGAUGUCCAAAAAUCGACCCAGCCAUGAUCAAUGUGCAUUUGGUGCCCCACUCGCAUGAUGACGUGGGUUGGAAAAAGACCGUGGAUCAAUAUUACUAUGGCGACAAACAAUGGGUUCAGCGAGCUGGUGUCCAAUAUAUCUUCGAUGGGAUAGUGCAAGAGCUCUCAUUGGAUCCAUCUAAAAAGUUCAUUCAAGUGGAAAUUGCCUAUUUCUGGCGUUGGUGGAGUCAAGCAUCGGAAGAGACCAAGUCGAUGGUUCAUCAAAUGGUGAAUGAAGGCCGUAUAGAGUUCAUUGGCGGAGGAUGGUCCAUGAACGACGAAGCAGCCACCCAUUACACGGGUUUGAUCGACAACAUGGCCUUGGGUUUCAAACAGAUUAAAGACAUCUUUGGUGAUUGCGGGAUUCCACGCGUUGCUUGGCAAAUCGACCCCUUCGGCCAUUCCAAAGAACAGGCUAAUCUGUUCGCUCAAAUGGGCUUUGAUGGGCUCUUCUUUGCCCGAAUUGACUAUAGGGACAAAGCCCAGAGAAUGGAGAGCCAGGAAAUGCAGAUGGUUUGGGAAGGUAGCGAUUCUUUGGGCGAGGACUCGUCCAUCUUUACGGGAGUUUUCACCGAUCUUUAUGCAGCUCCCUCUGGAUUUCAAUUUGACAUGAGGUACGACGAUGAUCCAAUUGUGGAUGACAUUAGACUCCGAGAGUAUAACUUGAAAGAAAAGAUUGACUUGUUUGUGGAAACGGUUCUUUCCAACAUGACGAAAUACCAAAGUCAAACCAAUCUCAUGUUCACCAUGGGCGGCGAUUUCAACUUCCAAAUUGCCAACUUGAACUACCAAAACUUGGACAAGCUCAUCAAGUACGUGAAUGAGCGGUCCGGCGAGACGAACAUUCGAGCCUUCUAUUCCACCCCAUCUUGUUUCCUGAAAGCAUUAAAUGACGAGGGCCUGACAUGGCCCACCAAGACGGAUGACUUCUUUCCUUACGCUGAUGGGCCCAAUUCCUACUGGUCUGGUUAUUUCACUUCCAGGCCGUCUUUCAAAUUCCAUGAAAGGCAAACCAACGGCAUGUUCCAAGCUGCCAAGCAAGUGGCGGCCUUGUUCCAGGCCCCCAAUAUGGACGAGCUCUUCGACCUUCAGCGAGCCUUGGGAGUGGCACAACAUCAUGAUGCCAUCACUGGGACCAACCACGCCGAUGUGGAUGCCGAUUACCAUCUGCGAUUACACGAAGGCCAAUUAGUGGCUCAAGGAUCAAUGACGUCCCACAUUUUCCCUGUCCUAAAUCAAGUUAUAGAGAAGGACACCGAUUACACCUGCUCUCGCUUGAAUAUCAGUAGUUGUUCUUGGACCGAGGAAAAUGGUCAAUUGACCGUUACCAUCUACAAUCCCUUACCCAGAGCCCUCAAUUACAACGUCAGACUCCCUGUUCAGGAUAAAAUGACAGUCCGAGCAUUUGAUGCAACUUCAGAGCUUAGCGUGGAAUAUGUUCCCAUUCCCAAUGAAAUUUUGGCUUUGGAGGAGAGACGCCAGUCAUUAGCUGUCCUUGACGCAAUCUUCAGAGUAACCAAUAUCCCUGCCAUGGGAUACAAGGUGAUUUACAUCGAUCAAACCCCAAUUGACGAAUCGCUUCUGAAACCCCUUGAAAACAUGUCCCCUGAGGACUUCCAAAAAGAGAUGCCAGACAACUUCAAUGUCCAACUGGGUCAUUAUUUGUCCCAUCAGGACUACGAUACCCAAGCCUCGGGUGCUUAUAUAUUUUGGCCUCUGGAGGAAAAGGCCGAAAUGAGUACCAUUGUGUCAUCGGAGAAGUAUGAGGGAGGGCUCCUCAACGAAUGGAGACUCAAGCUGAGCAUCGACUGGGCCAGUCUCAUUGUGAGAAAGUAUGAAGACAGUCCUGAAUACGAAGUCGAAUGGUUAGUGGGACCAAUCCCAAUUGAUGGAGAUGAGCUUCAGGGAAAGGAGAUUAUCCUAAGAUACACUGACUCUGGAGUGGCUAAUGAAGGCCGUUUUUUCACGGAUGCCAAUGGACGCCAGAUGAUCCAACGACAACGCGAUGCCAGACCAUCAUUUGAUUUGGAAGAUGGUGCACAAGAGGAGCCCAUUGCCUCUAAUUACUAUCCCAUUACCUCAGGCAUCUUUAUUGGGGACGAAACGAGUCAAUUGUCACUUUUGAACGAUCGCAGUCAAGGAGGCUCGAGUUUGAAGGAUGGCGAAAUUGAGCUGAUGGUGCAUAGACGAACCUUGGUGGAUGACAGACGAGGACUCUUGGAGGUUCUGAACGAGACCGCUUUCGAGGAUCAGUCUGGUCUCAUUGUGAGAGGAAAGCACUUCUUCUUCCAAGGCAAUGAAGCCUUGUCGACUGUUUGGCGACGCACCAAGAUGCAAGAGCAAUUCCUUCAACCAUCAUUGCUAUUUUUUGACACCCUCGAGACGGUUGAAGAUUGGCAGGCCUCCUCAGUGGAGAAAACUUGGUCCGGGAUCAAUUCGGAUGAACUCGGCGAUAAUGUCCAUGUGGUGAGUUUGGAACCAUGGGAUGACGGCCAGAUCCUAUUGAGAUUGGAACAUUUCUUCGAAGCACAAGAGAAGCAUGCUCGUCAAUCCCAAUCCACCACCAUCGAUUUGAAUAAGCUUUUCCAAGGUUUGACCGUCUUAGACGUUCUGGAAACCACUCUGGGCGGAAAUGCACCUCUAGAAUCCAUGGAACGCCUCCAUUGGAACACGCACAGUUGGAAUUCAGAGCACGACGCGUACCAUUCGAUGGUCAGACGUCAACAAGACACUCAAAUCAGUUUGGAACCAAUGCAGAUUCGAACCUUUAUUUUGACAAUUGAAAGCUAAGGAUCGUACACCAUGUGUCUGUAUACCUAUUUACAAUCACAUUGCUCAUUUCAAUGUU
Molecule: messenger RNA, 3005 nt
Organism: Tigriopus californicus
Lineage: Eukaryota; Metazoa; Arthropoda; Copepoda; Harpacticoida; Harpacticidae
Product: lysosomal alpha-mannosidase-like
Exons: 12
Coding region: 2-2947 (981 amino acids)
Biological process (GO): mannose metabolic process
Cellular component (GO): lysosome
Molecular function (GO): carbohydrate binding; alpha-mannosidase activity
Source: RefSeq, a predicted model, not a curated record